AUGGACAUGGUACAUCAUCAGAUCCUCGUUUACAACAUACUUCUGUCAACUUACCCUAGUGAUACGGAAUCAGAUGCAAAGAUGAAAAUUCGUUUAUACAUCCAUUGGAGAAAAGAUUGGACCAAUCCAGAAUGUAUCGUUAAAAAUUGCAAUAAGAGUUUUGCCGGUUUUCGACUUCUUAGAACUCACCUGAAAAAGUGUCAAGUAAAUCGAAAUGACAGAAUGGAGUGUAAAAAUUGUGAAAAAGAUUAUGGUGAAAUUGUGCAAAUUCUGCCACAUUGGACCCAUCUUCUUGGAAAGUUAACCCCUCAACUCCCCGAUGACCACUUACUGAAUGAGGUCUACUUUUUACAAUUAUUUUCCGGAAAAGCAAAAUUCUCCUUAAUUGCGUGCUUGCUUUUAAUAAAUUAUGGAAGGAAUGAACGUGGCCAGGGACGGAGCAACUAUGGAUACUCUCAAAAUGGUUCCAACUCGAAUCUGCAAGACAGAGGUCCCUAUCGUGAUCAAGGUUUCAACGAUAGUCGAAACAACUAUGGAUACCAAACGGAGCCACCACGGGGUCAACGGAGGGAUUACGGAAAUGGUUCAACUCGACAACCGGAGAACCGAAUAGAUGACAGAGUAUUGGCUGAAGAGGCAUUUCGAAUGACUGCAUUAGGCCUUAAACGAAAUCGGCGGUCUUCCAGCCAUUCUUCUGGAGGCCGAAGGUGUUCGUCACUCCAAUUGCAACCUAAGUGUCUUCUUCUCUCGAAGUCGUCAGAUUCGUCAAGAAUGGAUCAACACGGAAUUCCAAACAUUGCUCAACAGGAAGCUCUUCAAAAUUUCCAGGCGGGUCUUGCAAUGCCGAACCAAGGUCGUGGGUUUCCAAAUGCUCAUCAGAACACGAUGGCUGGAGCUCAAGGAAUUCCGAAUCGUGCUGGAUUGUCUCACCAAGAAAACGGAGUACCAGCUGCUCAACGGAAUAUGUUCGCGACUGCUGGAGCUCAGCCACCAGGUCACAAUGAUUAUCCACUUGCUCCUACACCGCCGGGAAUCCCAAAUGUUGGCGGUGCUCCUUACAACGCAGAACUGAUGGCAGCUCUAGGAUAUGCUGCAGAACGAUUGCCAAAUAUGGGCCCACCAAAUGGACCAUCAGCCGAUCCAGCUCUGAUCGCCGUUCUAGGAUAUGGUGCAAGAGGCGAAAGAAACCGUCCAAAUGCUGCUCAUCCACAUGCUCACAUUCCACAUGGGGUCCCGAACUUUGCAGCCAAUCAUCAUCUAGGCCAUCGUCCAGAUCACCCGCAUCGCUCACGAAAUAUGGCACCACCAGUUGGAGCUCCAGCCGAUCCAGCAUUUAUGACUGCUAGAGAUAUCUCAUUGGUGCAGAAAAAAGAGAAUGGCCGUUCUACGAUCGUUUUUCAAUAA
This is a messenger RNA of Caenorhabditis briggsae, 1404 nucleotides long. The record is from RefSeq and is a predicted model, not a curated record. Bases 1 to 1404 code for a protein of 467 amino acids. The transcript has 10 exons. NCBI's taxonomy places the organism in Eukaryota, Metazoa, Nematoda, Chromadorea, Rhabditida, Rhabditidae.